This is a messenger RNA of Lytechinus pictus (painted urchin), 3388 nucleotides long. RefSeq names its product bcl-2-like protein 2. Gene Ontology annotation, molecular function: protein homodimerization activity; protein heterodimerization activity. Bases 549 to 1298 code for a protein of 249 amino acids. The transcript has 2 exons. Gene Ontology annotation, biological process: intrinsic apoptotic signaling pathway in response to DNA damage; regulation of apoptotic process; extrinsic apoptotic signaling pathway in absence of ligand. Gene Ontology annotation, cellular component: mitochondrial outer membrane. NCBI's taxonomy places the organism in Eukaryota, Metazoa, Echinodermata, Echinoidea, Temnopleuroida, Toxopneustidae. The record is from RefSeq and is a predicted model, not a curated record.
AUAUAACAUAUGAAUAGAGAGGGGUAUGGACGCUGCCAUUUAGGGAAGUUCCCGAACUUUCAAGCAGAGUCUAGCGGCCUCCUCAGCUCAAUGAUUGGUUGCUCGUAGUGAUGUGACGUCACAAUAGUUUACGUCAUGGUAGAAUUUAGUCAUCGGGGGUCAUAGAGAUGUACUAACUAGUAUACAUCUCUAUGUCGGGGGUUCGGUUCUCCGAAACCAAGAUGUCGGCGCGCGUUCGUAUAUAUUCGGCACACCCGAUCUGCGGAGCGUUAUUUCGUAAUUUCACUCGUGUGUGCUGUUGUUUGAAUUCGUGUACUGUGCAUAGAUCUACGUACGUACAAAGAGCAAGCUCGAGAUAAGGGAUCAAUAGAUUUUUUUACCACACACGGAGUUCUCUAAGACUAGUUCUCGUAUUGUGAAACACCAACUGCUAGUCAUCGAGCUCGAGCAGCAGCGCAGCCUCUAUCUAGCCGGAAAAUAUUGGAAUCACUUCGGAUCUUGCAUUGACCCGUUGUGGUGUGUAGCGCUAGCACAGGGGAUCUCUCUGAAUGAGUCAGGAAGACCGGACGACAACUGAAGAGGAGACGGGCAUAUGGUGCUGUCUUGGAUGGUCUGGCGGAUGUGAAAGAGCUCCAAAUAUGUCUGAAUCAAUUCUCACUGCUUCUUCGCCUCAGAAAAGUAGUUUCAAGCAGUUGUUUUAUAAUGGGAAUGUCACGAAGGAACAACCACCAAGCCCUGAUGCAGAGGUAAACGGACAUCCUCUGGUGGGGGAAGGCGAGUCAGGCCUUAUUGCACGACAGCUUGGGGACGAUUAUAUUUCCUAUAAAGUUGGAAAACACAAUGGACGCCGACCGCCUUGCCAGCAUGCAGAGACAUUGAGGAGAGUUGGGGAUGAAGUUGAGGAAAGAUACGCCAUCACCCUGAAUGGAUUAGUGAACAAUUUGGAAUAUGAUCCGGACAAAGAUGGUGAAGAGGCAUUCACUGCAAGUUUGAAUGCCAUGUUUGAGGAAGGGUCAUGUAACUGGGGACGUGUUGUGAUGGUUUAUGUGUUUGCAGCCCGUCUUGCAAAAUAUUGCCAGGAAAAUGGAAAAGGUUAUCAUGUAGGACGCUUAUCAGAAUUUGCAGGACGAUAUGUUGCAUCGAGAUUAACUCCAUGGAUAAAUAAGCAAGGAGGAUGGGAAAAAUUUGAUGAAAGUUUCAAAGCCAAAGACUGGAAGGAAAAGGCAGCAUUCAACUCACUCUUGGUGACGGGAGCUUUUCUUGGUGGACUAGCGGCUCUCAGACUAUUGAUGAAAUAGUAAAACAUCACAGAGCAGACUUUUAAUUACUGCGCCUGUCUAGUUUUCGUCAAGCAACCAGGCAGAAAUUUGGAUAUUCGCCAAACUUCUAUUGUGGAAAGAUACCCUACUACUAGAUUUCAAGUAUGCACCCUAUUCAGGAAUAAUCUGGACACAAAUGGCACAAUUUCAGCUUAGCAACUUCAAAAUGGUACUUUCUAUCGAGGGAUACUAUUGGAUCUACCAGAAAACAUAUUUUUAGAAUACUACAAGUCGACAAUAACAGACUCUCAGUUACUAGAAUAUUUUUUUUGUCAUGGGCUAUCACUAGAAUCAAAUCUUUAACUUACAUGUAAGACUACAGAGUUUAAAGAGCCUUGAGAAAUUACUACUUUAUGUAAACUAUCACUGCCAGGUGAAAGGUUCUAAAACUCUGUCUUUGUUUCCCUUAAAAAAGAUAUGAACUGAAUAUAGUCUUUGAUUUGUGUUUAAAAUGAUGUUUAAAGACAGUACUAUAUGUAUGAUGCUAAAUUAUAGAUUACGUUUAGCAUAAAAAUACAGUGUACAAUCGACUCUCCAGUCUCAAAUUUUUAUGUUUAAAAAAAUUGCAGAUAAAUGCCCCUCGACACUACAUCUGUUUAAGGAAAUGCUAGAAAGUUGUUGCCAUAUUAUGACAUGCUUUUUGUUGUCUAGGUAGGGAGAACAGAAUUGGCCUAAGGCUAACAGCUAUUGAAUGCAGACAUUACUUCUGUUUAAGGCUGACCAGUCUUGGAAAACACACGAGUUCAAUAUAAAUGACUGUUGCCUGCUUCGCCAAAUGGUAGGGUAGAAAUUGUUUUUGCUUACUUUUUUUGGUUUAUUCAACAAAAGCAAAGCAAUGCAAUUUGAGCCUUGAAAGAGGAAAAACAGUAAAAACAAGUCAAUUAUCAGAAAAAGCUCCUGCAUAAAACCAAAGGAUGCUCAUGAUAUUUAGCAGCUGAUUAAUUAAUAUUUAUCUAAUGAUGAGUAUAUUUUGUUCUUGGAUGUGAUGUUGAUGUCCGUUUGAUGUUGCCUACAUGAUAAUGAUUAUGAGGCAGUCUUUGUCUUUUUUUCUGUUUUUUUUUCAAAUAUGAUUUUUCAAAGAUCUUAUUUCUUGUUUUGAUGUAUUUUCUUUCUCUUUUCAAAGUAAGCCAAAUACCACUUACCAGCUACAUGUACUUUGUGAGCAGUGCAAGACAUGUCUUGAAAUUUAGUUCUUUUAAUAAUUGAUACAUGUAUGUGGCUGUUAAUUGAUUAUAGCUGAAAUUUAUUUUCUUUGGAUUAUACUAAAUAUGUAGAGUCAGUAGGGUCACUCAUAAAUUUUUAAUCUUCUAAAUAAAUUCCUUGUAACUAAUGCCUUACAAGACCUGAUUUAUCUUUUGAUCUCUCAAAUUUUUGUUUCUAAAAUAAUCAUAUUUUUCUGGCCAAUAAAUAUUUUUAUAGGGUUAUUGAUACAUUUAAUUUGGAACCAUAAUGUAGACCUGUAUGUAAAUGUAUUGGAUAAUUUUCCUGACUAAUCAUAUUUAAGUUUUGCCCUUUGUUUAUUUAUGAAUAGGACCUAUGUGUACUUUUAAAAUGAUGCCCACAUUGAAUAUCAUUAUCAAACAGUAUUGGUCAUCGUUUCUCCCUUUUGAAUGUGCAAUAACGUGAGAAAAAAUAAUAUCCAUUGAUAAACUUGAGAUAUUCCUGGUACAUGCAUUCAUGUAUUGCUUGUGCAUUCAUUGCUUUCUUGUACAGACCACAUAGGCCUUCAUACCCCACAGUAAAUGCAUGAUGGUGAAUGUGUACCAGCUACAAUGCAUGCAGUCAGUAUACGGAAAUUUCUGUACAAUGUAUGCCAGUUCGACCUUUGGAUGGAUCGCUUGUGCGUGCGUGGGCGAGAUAUAUUUCAAUGGGUUUCGAAUUUGUGUGUGUUACUGCACGUAUAUGUACAUGUACAUCCAAUUGUGUGUGCAUUACUGCACGUUGUGUGUGCGACGGAUUGAGUGUUGAGUGAAGCCCAUACGUACACAAUUCUCUCAUGUGAAAGGGGGAAUAGUUUGGAUUUGAUGAAUCAGCUUCACAAAAGGCUCACAUUUAUAUUUGUAACUGUA